Thunnus maccoyii (southern bluefin tuna) is the source of this 3770-nucleotide messenger RNA. RefSeq names its product glucose-6-phosphatase catalytic subunit 3 (gene g6pc3). The record is from RefSeq and is a predicted model, not a curated record. Gene Ontology annotation, molecular function: glucose-6-phosphatase activity. The transcript has 6 exons. NCBI's taxonomy places the organism in Eukaryota, Metazoa, Chordata, Actinopteri, Scombriformes, Scombridae. The coding region runs from base 139 to 1158 and encodes 339 amino acids. Gene Ontology annotation, biological process: glucose 6-phosphate metabolic process; gluconeogenesis. Gene Ontology annotation, cellular component: membrane.
AACUGUAAGUUAACGGGCUCCCUCUACCGGAAAUGUGACGUAACUGUCACCGUUGUUGCAGUCCAUCAAGAAGUAACGUUACAAAACAACCAGGAUUGAGUUUUCUUGUAGCUGCAUGUUUUGGGAGAGGAGUUAGAAAUGGAGGCCGUUUACACCGAAGGCGUUUGGAUGGCAGAGAGUCUCCAGCAGAACACGAGAAGUCUGGAGACAUUUUGGCUGGUUGUCACUCACAUUGGAGAUCCCAAAGCAGCUUUCCUGUUGGUGUUUCCUUUCACUUAUUUCAUCAGCCGACGGGAUGGAGUGGCGGUGGUUUGGGUGGCGGCCAUAUCGGAGUGGUUAAACCUGGUGUUUAAAUGGAUGCUGUUUGGAGAGAGGCCGUUCUGGUGGAUAGGCGAAUCACGUCUCUUUGUCAACAAGCAGCCCAACGUCCACCAGUUUUCCUCCACCUGUGAAACCGGGCCAGGCAGUCCGUCAGGACAUGCGAUGGUGACGGCGGCAGUCUGGUGGGUCGUGGUUUCCUCCCUGGGGUCAUUUCUGUACUCCCGUACUCACAGUGUGCUGUUAUCAGCUGUUCCUUUCCUGCUGUAUGUGCUGAUGCUGGUGGCAGUCGGACUCUCUAGGAUCUUCAUCCUCGCCCACUUCCCUCAUCAGGUCAUCGCUGGCUCCAUCACAGGUUUCAUUCUGGGGGUUGUCCUGAGCCGCAGAGUACCAGAAGGUCGCCCCCUGCUGUUCUUCUUCAUGCUGAGCAUCGGUCUGCUGUUCGGCACUCUGAUGCUACACGCUGGACUGGAGCAGCUGGGGAUCGACCUCUCCUGGUCUAUUACUUUGGCUAAGAAAUGGUGCAGCCGUGCAGAGUGGAUUCGGUUGGAUACAGCGCCGUUCUCCUCUCUGACUCGAGACUGCGGAGCCCUUCUGGGUUUGGGACUGGCCCAGUACUGGAAGCCUGGUGGAUGGUCUCUUCCCUGGGCGCCGCGGGCUUUGUCUCUGGCCAUCGCAUCCAUGGGACUGUACCACGUUAAUCGUCUGCCGCUGCCGGUCCGACCGCAAGGCCUCUUCUACGGCCUGUUCUUUGUCAAAUUUGUCAUAGUGCCUCAGAUUGUUAUGGUGCUCGUGCCUGGACUGAUUCACCUGUUCACACACAAAAACAAGAAGGACUAGAGACAGUUUCCGUUCCACGUUACAGGUAUCGAUCACUCCUCCAAGGACGACAGCUUCCGUCUGAGUUUCUGUAAACACUUGAAAUGUCUAUCAGUGUAUUUAACGGGUUAUCUUUUGGUUAUAGGUUAUACUAGUCACUCCAAGCUGAUUUUUCUUCUUUUCAACCAGAAUUCAAAUGGCAGAGCAACAUUGUCUUAAGUCGAUUACUUUUUGCUUUUCUUUUGAUGAAAGUAUGGGGCCUUAAAUGCGGGGAUUUUAGAUUUUAAAAUACGCCGUGCAGUAAAUUUAUACACCAUGAUAGAGAUAAGUGUCAGUGUCAAUGCAACAAUGUUAUUAUGCAGUUGUGCAGUGCAGUUUAGGGAUAUCGUGCAUCAAAAAUAUUUGGGAAUCCUUCUGUUGAAGGAACUACUGUAGCUUUCAAAUGUUUCCCAAGAAAGAUUGUGAGGAAAAACAAAGAAUCCUGCACAGUGUCAAUCACUUGUAUUCACUUUAUUGACAACAUCUUGGUACUCAGACCUUCAUCAGGUAAAAGAUGAAGUAAAUGAGGUAAAUACAUUUUAUUCAAUGAAGGUCUGAGGACUAAAAUGGUUGACAGUGUGUGUGAUCUUUUGUUUUUUUUUCACAGUCAUGAAUUUUGAGUCCACACACCUGUCAAUAAGACUUUUUGGUGUGCAUGAACUUUAUAGGAAUUGUUACCCCAAGAACGGUUCAAAUGUAAAAACAUAAAAUAAAAUUCUGUGUAAAAUUCAAGUGCAAAACUUGAUGGACAAUUUUCAGAAAACAGCGCAAUCUUUUGGUCAAACUGCUGUUCAUAGUUGGGUUAAAAGGUCCAGAUGUAUGAUGAUGUAAAUUACAUGAGCACUUAAUAUAAUGCGAUCCAAUGCAACAACACAACAGUACAAGCUUUACAAAUGUAGUAUCCUGCAAAGCGAUUGUAUUGGAAUGCAUCAUAUUGUACAGAAAUGUGUUACUGUGCAGUUGUUGGUGUUACAUGUUGUCUUGUGGUCCAAAAAAAUCAUGUUAUGUCAACCUAAUGAGUAAAAUAAAUGACUGACAUGCAGGGCGUGUUUCAGUUGGUAACCAUUUAUAAAUAUGUUUUUUUUUUUUCCAAUACAUAGGUUUGACUGUACAGAUUACAAUCAGUUAUCAUGAGAUAAAAACACAUUCUUUUUUAUUGUUUUUAAUUAAACUUUUUAUCACAGCGAUCUGAAAGCUCACAUUUACAGACAAGAGAACUCUGCUCAGCAAGCAAAUACAUUAAAAAUAAAAUAAAAGAACCUUUUCGCUUUUGUCUGGUGAGGUUGAAGGAAAAUGAUAAGGACAGUUCAAGGAUAGCAGUCUCCUUAUCUUAAUCCAAAUGUUAUAUCACACACCAGCGUCAGGACACUGCUAUACAUGUUUCUGCUUGAGCUCAUGGAAAGAAUAUAACAUGCAUCAGACUAUUUACAGCAAACUAAUAUACACAGACAGCUUGAAACCAUACACCCUCAAAUAUCUUCAAUUUUAGAAGUUUAAAUUAAGUAUAAUACAGUUUAUACCUUCAUUUCUGUAAAGAUAAGUAGGGCAUCUCUCUGGUAGCAGGUGGAGCUGAGGAUGAGCAGUCAGGAGGAACUGUCUCUCUUUAGAUAUUCUUUAUCAGAGAACCAAAAUAAAGGGCUACAGACAAACGGUCUAUAACUUUUUCCACAUAUACAAAUAACUUUAUUUUCUCAUUAUGAUGCUUUCUCUAUCAGUCAACCUCCAGAUAUGGAGUUUCUGGGUACUGAAACCUCAGUAAUCCUUUAUUUUGUUGCAGAAGACUUAUUUUCCAGAUGUGCACAAGACCAGUGCGUUAGACUGGCCGCUUUGGAGUUACAGGACUGUAACAAGAGAUCUUUUAGGAUGUGGAAUACUGAAAUAUGACUUGCUUGAUUCAGGAAACCCAAGCUGGACUGAGUGGAAUAUGCGAGCCAGUAUAUACAACUUGUGCUAGAAAGUCUAUACAUCUUCAUCAGUUUAAAAACAUUGUUUUCUCUUCAUAUUGUCAUUCAUCACUGCUUUGUAAAUCAUAUAAUAGUGUCUAUGAUAGUCUGUUAUCACCGGUCAGAGGUCUGACCGCUCACACACCCACGUUCUCCAAGUUCAACAAUCAUAACAACAAAGUAAGUAAAAUACAUAAAGUGCACCCUUAGUUAAGAACUUAACAGGCAUUUUUAGUGCAGAGGUGGCGGAAUAAAAAUGCACGAUGGAUCGAAAGAAAUGGCACAAAAGAAUGCAGGAGAAGGGGAAAUGUCUCUAACAGUGGUUGUGUAUGCAUUUGCUUGCUUUUAGUCGCUGAGCACUAUUCAUGUUACCCCAUCACUAGCAUAUGUACUGCAUGUUCUACUCUCUUCUAGGAGCAUACAGUGUUGUUAUGUACGGAGGAGGGACAAAGGCGAACUUUGAUACUCAUCUACCACAAGAUAAAAAUCACCCAACACAGGAUUUACUAUUCAUUCAUUGAACCGGCAUCAUUCAGUCUAUUCAUACUAGAAACAAAUAUAUUGCUCUCAAGGCCUCGUUUUUGUGUCUAAUGCAGCAAUCUGUCCUCAAAACCAGUUUUAUGAAUUCUGCAAAACAAUCAUCAUUAUGAG